Hibiscus syriacus is the source of this 1045-nucleotide messenger RNA. RefSeq names its product FCS-Like Zinc finger 8-like. The transcript has 3 exons. Bases 166 to 951 code for a protein of 261 amino acids. The record is from RefSeq and is a predicted model, not a curated record. NCBI's taxonomy places the organism in Eukaryota, Viridiplantae, Streptophyta, Magnoliopsida, Malvales, Malvaceae.
GUGGUUUUGUAAAUUUGUUGCUAAAAAAUGGAGGCCACAGAGUUGUAGCAAAGAGUGGUUUCAUUGUGCCUUUUGGCCUUUAUUUUCUGGGUUUUGGGGAUCCUUUCUUUAGCUUAAAGUUCCAUCGAGAAAGUUGAGUUCUUUCGACAGCAGGUUCAAGAAGUAAUGGCAGACUGUGACCCUACUUUUCCAUCUCCCACAGACAAGGUGCAGAAGAAGUCCACUUCAUUCCCCAAGUUGCUCACUGGUUUUACUUUUAAAGCAAUUUCUGAUAACACGGAGUCAAUUAUGAGUCCAAAAUCCAUACUUGAUAGCAAGCCGUUCUUAGCUUUCAAGAACCCUUUUUGGUCUGAAUCAAGCACACCUAGAACCCCAGAACCUGAAGCCAAACACAAACUUGGUUCCAAAGGGAUUGGUCUUGCCAUUGUUGAUUCUCUCAAAGAUGAUUGUUCUGAUCCCAACUUGUCAAAACCUGUCCUUUUUGGCUCACAACUUAGGGUCCAAAUCCCAUCUCUUCCCCAUGUCGUUUCUCCAUCUGAAUCUCCAAGAACACCACCUGAGCUUAGUAUCAAGACAAUAACAUCCCAGUUGAGUUCCUUCUCUUCUGUCUUCAUUGGUAAUAGUCUCUCAGCUUCUGAAAUGGAACUCUCAGAAGAUUACACUUGUGUAAUAACUCAUGGAACCAAUCCUAGAACCACACAUAUCUUUGAUGAUUGCAUUGUGGAGACAUGUAGUGGAGUUGCUGGUUUCUCUUGUUCCAAUGGAACAAGUUUCCAACCAGAUAAUUUCCUCAGCUUCUGCCAUGCUUGCAAGAAGAAUCUUUCUCCUGGAAAAGACAUUUACAUGUACAGAGGGGAGAAAGCAUUCUGCAGCAAAGAAUGCAGGUACCAGGAGAUGAUGCUAGAGGAAGGGACAAAUCAACUAGAAUCUGAUGACAUCUACAAGGCAUGAUGCAGAGGGGAAAAAGUUGUUCAUCACAUUGAACCUUGUUUUCUGGUAAUUGUAGAAUUGGUUUUUCUUGCAAAUGAUAAUCUGGGGUGUUUGU